Malassezia globosa CBS 7966 is the source of this 420-nucleotide messenger RNA. RefSeq lists its product as uncharacterized. Gene Ontology annotation, molecular function: nucleoside triphosphate diphosphatase activity. The record is from RefSeq and is a predicted model, not a curated record. NCBI's taxonomy places the organism in Eukaryota, Fungi, Basidiomycota, Malasseziomycetes, Malasseziales, Malasseziaceae. Gene Ontology annotation, cellular component: cytoplasm. Bases 1 to 420 code for a protein of 139 amino acids. The transcript is spliced from 2 exons. Gene Ontology annotation, biological process: nucleoside triphosphate catabolic process.
AUGUCGAGAGUUAUCACGUUUGUGACAGGUAACCAAAAUAAGCUGCGCGAGGUGCAAGCUAUUAUUGAGAGCUCACCAUCGAUGAACUGGAAGCUUGAAUCGCGUGCUUUGGAUGCACUUUUGUUCCACGCACUUAAUGGUCUGCCUGGACCUUACAUUAAAGACUUUCUUGGCCAUGUGGGUCAUGACGGUCUGAACCGCAUGCUCGCUGGCUUCGACGACAAAAGCGCAACUGCCUUGUGCACCUUUGCAUUCUGCGCAGGUCCAGAGGCAGAGCCGAUUUUAUUCGAGGGAAAAACGCUCGGGCGCAUCGUACCUGCACGAGGACCAGCGAACUUUGGCUGGGACCCGAUUUUCGAGGUUGACGGCACGCACAAAACGUACGUACAUGUAUUUAUUCUCUGCUUUCUAACGUCCUGA